Molecule: messenger RNA, 1478 nt
Organism: Acaromyces ingoldii
Lineage: Eukaryota; Fungi; Basidiomycota; Exobasidiomycetes; Exobasidiales; Cryptobasidiaceae
Exons: 3
Coding region: 312-1379 (355 amino acids)
Source: RefSeq, a predicted model, not a curated record
UUUUUUUCUUCAUUCACACAGGCCCGCGAUGGAGAUAUGAGCACGAAGUCGUCGAUCUAGACGGAGAAGAUACGUAAAGUGGUAGAGCAACAGCCUUUGGCAGCUUGCAGCCAUCGAAACGUGCGCGAUGAUCGGUAUCGGUAAAGUGGACCAGCGAUUGUCAAAAAAAGGCCCGCACAGGCCACGUGAAAUGGGCUGGCCAAAGUGAUGGCGCGAGUUGAACCCACUCCCCCCUCUCUUCUCUCGUGCAUUUCUUCGCAUCCUGCUCUUCUCGUGUCUCGGAGGAAAGUACCAGCUGAAGAAGUGUCCCCAUGCCGCGACUGGACACAGGCCCACAAGGGUCGAGCGGUGGCGGUGCUCCGACAGUGACGUCUUCGCUCAAGUCACUGCUCUCGCUCCACCCCGAGCGACCGCGCCGCGAGACCCUCAAGGCCCUCCUCCUUCGCUCCGUUCGUCUUCGCGUCGCUCCUUUUGGCGCUGCAGGGAGACGGCAGCGGCGAUCGGGUGCAGGAGGAGGCCCCAGAGAUGACGGCCAAGAAGACCUCGAGGAGCGUCUGGAUGGCGUGCGACGGGGCCAACUGCCACUGCGAGUCCGGCCAGCAUUUAUUGUUCUCAAUGUCAUCUGCCUCCUUGGCCUGGCCUUCCUGGGCUUCCACCCGAGAGGGCAAGACUACGUACCCAUCAACGACAAGCUGCUCCAUUUCAUCUGCUUCCUCUUGGCCACGGGGCUCUUCUACUUCAUUUGGGACGUCGACGAGCCGGCCAGAAGAGUGUGGAUCUGGCGCCACAUGGCGCUCCUGCUGACGUGGAUCGUCUGCUUCGCUGCCGGAGGCCUGGGCUCCGAGAUUGUCCAGUCGCUUCUGCCUUACAAGACUUUCCAGUGGCUCGACGUCCUGGCCAACUUUGCAGGGUCCGCCCUUGGGCUCUUCUUCAGCUACCAUGCUGAGAAGCGGUACCGGACCCGACGCGAAAUCGAGAGGCUCUACGAGCCGCUGGACCAGGAGGUAUACGGCGAUGACGAGGACGAUGGAGAGGACGACGAUGGCCUCGGUCGUGGAAGUGGCGCCUUCAGAGAUGCAGGCGAUGGCGAGCGCGAUCCCUGGUCUGCGGCCGACGAGGCUGGCUUCGGUGCGAUUGGAGGCAGGGCAAGCGGCAAGAAGAAGGGAGGACCAGACGAGCGACGGGUCAGAUUCGGCGAGGACCAGGUCUGGGAGAGCAGUGAACAAACCAGCAGCAGCCAGGAGCAGGGACAGUGGGAAGGCACUCCGUCUGCGUCGUCAGGAGAAGAGGCGGCAAAGGUGCACAAGCAGGAUCUCUUUUCCAUCGAUGACGAUGAUGAUGACGACGGUGGCGGGGAUGUCUGGAAGGAUGCCAAGUAGAGCCCAGUCUAAUCUCAAGGAUCAUCACUCUGGGCGCAGGAAUGUAAAUGAUGUCUUUCACGCUGUGACUGUGUGCGUGUGUACAUCGCAGUUGCCGAC